This is a messenger RNA of Diabrotica virgifera virgifera (western corn rootworm), 783 nucleotides long. RefSeq lists its product as uncharacterized. The transcript is spliced from 2 exons. NCBI's taxonomy places the organism in Eukaryota, Metazoa, Arthropoda, Insecta, Coleoptera, Chrysomelidae. The coding region runs from base 1 to 783 and encodes 260 amino acids. The record is from RefSeq and is a predicted model, not a curated record.
AUGACACGAGUCAGAUCUCGGUCACCCCCCAGAUCCAAGGCGCUUUCCCCGCCAAGAUAUGCAGACUCUAAAGAGUCCCUCCUGUUACAGCACCCUGAAGAGAGCAGCGAUGACCACUCGAGCGACCAGGAAGAUGGAAAAGACGGUUUUACGAUCCAAAAUCGUAGAAUAAGAAAAAAGAAAAAGAAGUCAAAAGGCAAGGACUCCACGCAGAACGUCGAGACCACCGAGAACGUCACCGAAGCCACCCAGGAAGUCGAGGAUUCCCAGAACAUCGAGGCCACCCAGGAAGUCGAGGACAUGGACGAAGACGUCCCAGGCGCCGAAGGCGGGGGCACUACCAAACGUCAGCGGGUUGAAGAGGAUGCCGCCAGCGAAGACGAGCUGACAAAGGCCAACGCAGAAAUCAACCGACUCAGAACCCUGAUGAAAGAAUUUGCAGCAAACGUUGAUGCAAAUAACAAGAAAUACGAAGAGGUGAUCGCACAACAGAAGGCAGAGAUCAAAGAGCUGAAUACGGAGAUUCGACGAAUGAGCGAAAAGAUGGAUGCCAGAUUCGACGAGUUGAUAGCUCUCCAGAAACAACUCGCAAAGAAAUCGGAGAAGAAAAACCCCGAAAAGACGGACAAAAAGCCACCAGGAUCUCAACCCGAAAAAGCCAAAUUAUAUGUACCUGAAACUUGCCCAAUAAACGGGCAUAUUUUAAAACAGGUCAAUAAAUUUAAGUUCCUGGGAUCUUGGAUCGAUAACAGCCUAAAUCCGAAUCUAGAAAUAAGAUUUUGA